Molecule: messenger RNA, 4762 nt
Organism: Diorhabda sublineata
Lineage: Eukaryota; Metazoa; Arthropoda; Insecta; Coleoptera; Chrysomelidae
Product: ATP-binding cassette sub-family C member 4-like
Exons: 18
Coding region: 364-4695 (1443 amino acids)
Biological process (GO): transmembrane transport
Cellular component (GO): membrane
Molecular function (GO): ABC-type transporter activity; ATP binding; ATP hydrolysis activity
Source: RefSeq, a predicted model, not a curated record
GGGUCAAUCGAGUCAAAUUUGUGGUACGUUUACUCACUAUGCCUUUUUAAAAUAGUCUAUACUAUACGGUUUAGGAGAGAAGAAAUUGUAGGAAAUUAUUAUAGAAAUAAGAAACGUGCUAAUGCCACUACAUAUUCAACAAAUCUCAAAUGAAAACAAAUCAUCAGUGAAUUUCCCAGUUGAUGGAUACAUUUAUGGAAAAGAGACGAUACGAACCUCAGUCAAUAAUCAUGAAUAAAACAGUCAAGCACAAUCUAUUUAUCAAAUAUUUCCCUUCAAUGUGUGAAUUUGAAUGCAACAGAUCUAAAAGGAAAUCGAGUAUCAGAAGAAUUCGAAUAGAAAAAUCGCGGAAUCCGAUUUGAAAUGGAUUCGACAGAAGUGAAAUAUAAUCCAAAUCCUAGAGAAAAGGCAAACAUAUUCUCAAUAAUAUUUUUUGGGUUUACACUGCCAACAUUUCGAACCGGUUUGAAAAAAGACAUAGAUGUUGACGAUGUUUACAAUACAUUAUCUAAUGAUAGAAGUGAGCGUUUAGUAGAGAGAUUAGAAAGAAAUUGGAAAGCACAACUCAAUGCGGCAGCUAAAAAUCCUAAAAAAAAACCUAGUCUCUUAAAAGCAGUCGCGAAAACUUUUUGGGUGGAAUAUGCUCUAUUAGGAUUAUUAACUGGAUUUGGGGAUCUUGUACUCAGAACUUUUCAACCAACUAUGUUAGAAGGAGUACUAAAGUACUAUGCUAAUGAAGAAGGAUACACAAAACUUUCUGCAUACUUCUAUGCUGUUGGAAUGAUAUCAUUCACACUUGCAAACUGUCUUGUUAUGUCUCAAUAUAUGGUCAACGCGGGACACGCUGGUAUGAGGGUGAGAGCUUCCGUGUGUGCUUUAUUAUACAGAAAGGCUACAAGAUUGAGUAGAACGGCAUUAGGAGAUACUCCACCAGGGAAAGUAGUGAAUCUUUUAUCCAAUGACGUAUCAAGAUUCAAUUUCGCUUCAAUGAUAAUUCAGCAGUUGUGGAUAGGACCUGUUUCAUCAAUAAUCGUCAUCAUAAUGUUGUACCAGAGAGCUGGACUUCCAGGAAUCGCGGGAAUAAUAUUAAUUUUUAUCAUGUCUCCAUUGCAAGCUUAUUCUGGAAAACUGGCUGCGAGGUAUCGAAAAAUGACAGCCAUGAAAACAGACGAGAGAAUAAGAUUGAUGGAUGAAGUUAUUCUUGGUAUGCAAGUAAUAAAAAUGUACGCAUGGGAAAAACCAUUCGAGAAAGUCAUAGCAAUGGCCAGAAAAGCUGAAAUAAGAAUCAUUCAGAGGAACGCUUAUAUAAGAGCACUCUUCAUGACUUUAGGUAUGGUUACAACAAGAUUGGCACUUUUUUCGACGCUGUUAACAAUUGCUUUGACCGGUGGAGAUAUAACUGCUGCUAAGGUAUUCGUCCUUAUGUCGUAUUUCAACAUGCUGUCACAAACAUUAACUGGAAUCUUCACUCGAGGUUUAACAGAAAUAGCUGAAAUGUUUGUUUCAUUGAAACGUUUACAACAAUUCUUAGCCAAUGAAGAAUAUAAAUAUGAGCAGUUCAAUAAUAUUACGUUAGAAGAAGUGGACAAGACGAAAGCAGCGUUGACUGUUAAUAAUGUAACUGCUAAAUGGAAUGCUUCGAUGAGCGAUAGCACUCUUACUGACAUCAACUUGGAAGUUGGAAGAGGUAAAUUUAUUGGUAUUAUCGGACCAGUGGGGUCUGGAAAAAGUUCUCUUCUUCAAACAUUAUUGGGUGAAUUGGAUAUUGUGCAUGGUGAUAUAAGUGCAAAUGGGAAAUAUUCCUACUGUUCUCAAGAGCCUUGGAUAUUUGCUAAUACGAUUCGUCAAAACAUUGUCUUUGGAGCCGAGUAUAACAAGAAACGUUACAAAGAAGUCAUUCGUGUUUGUGCAUUGGAGAAAGAUUUAGAUGCAUUUCCAAAACGUGAUUUGACCAUAGUAGGGGAUAAAGGGGCUUCUUUAAGUGGUGGUCAAAAAGCUAGAAUUACUCUAGCUAGAGCUGUUUAUAGAGAGAGAGAUAUAUAUUUAUUAGAUGAUCCAUUAUCUGCUGUAGAUAUACAUGUCUCAAAAGUACUUUAUGAGGAUUGCAUAAAUGGUUUUCUGGCCAAUAAAACGAGAAUUUUAGUUACUCAUCAAGUACAUUAUUUGAAAAAUGCUGAUAAGAUCAUCAUACUAAAUAAUGGUAAAAUAGAAAAAGAAGGUACUUUUGAUGAACUAGCUAAUAGUGAUAAUUUGUAUGCGCAGUUACUCACCUCAGAACCUGAAAUAACUGACCCAGAUAAAACAAACCAAAUAGAAUAUGAUCGUCAAGAAUCAAAACAAUCCAGGAAGUUUGGACCUAGACCAGACACUGAAGGAGACAGACCAAAACGAUUCGAAUAUGGUGAUCAAGCAUCAAAACCGUUCAGGAAGUUUGGACCUAGACCAGACACUGAAGGAGACAGACCAAAACGAUUCGAAUAUGGUGAUCAAGCAUCAAAACCGUUCAGGAAGCUUGGACCGAGACCAGACACUGAAGGAGACAGACCAAACCAAAUCGAAUAUGAUCGUCAAGUAUCAAAACAAUCCAGAAAGAGUCGAAAAUCUUCAAUUGUCAGCGUGAUAAGUUCCAAAAGUCUUGUGGAAAGUAUUUUAGAAGAAAGUGAUUCCGAUAGCGAGGAAGAAUAUCAAAUGAAGAGACCUCGAAUGAGAGAUAUGCAAGAAGAAUCAUCCAAAGGCAAAGUCCUAGGAUCCCUUCUACUUCAAUACUUUAGAACUGGUGCCAACUGUAUCAGCGUAGCUUUAAUUUUGAUAUUAUACGUUUCGGUACAAGGUGCUGGAAGCUUGGUAGACUAUUUCAUCAGUUUUUGGACCAAUAUUGAGUACAUUCAAACUUUGAAAAAUCAACAAUUAUUAACAUCAACAACUAGUAUAGAUAUUGCCAAUUCAACCGAAGAUAUUGUUAGCACUACAAUAAUGCCUGCUGCUAGUAACUCCACUGCAAAUAUAAGUGAUCCUGUUCACUUAAGUGAACUUGAAACUAUCAUGGCUAAUUCCUGGUUCGAAUAUCCAGAAUGGAGUACAGAAACAUGUUUGUUCAUUUAUGGUGGUCUAUUGUUGGUUGUGAUAUCGUUAACCUUAGGAAGAUCGUUUUCAUUCUAUACUCUAGCAAUGAGAUGCUCAAAAAAUUUACAUAGGUCAUUAUUCAAAGGAAUUAUAAAUGCAAAGAUGAGAUUUUUUGAAACUAAUCCAAGCGGAAGAAUACUUAACAGAUUUGCUAAUGAUAUUGGUAGUAUCGACGACGUAAUUCCAAGAGUAUUAUUAGAUGGUGGCCAAAUGAUGCUCCAAAUAGUUGGAUCCUUAGUAUUAGUCAGUUCAGCUAACCCAUAUUGCAUCAUUUUAGCAGUAGGUCUUGCUAUUGUAUCAGGACUUUUGAGAAAGGUAUACUUGAAGACUUCAAAAAAUUUGAAGAGAGUUGAAGGAAUGUUGAGAAGUCCCAUAUUCACUCACUUAAAUGCAACUUUACAAGGACUGACAACAAUAAGGGCGCUUAGAGCUGAACCAAUUCUAGAAUCAGAAUUUGACAAGAUUCAGAACUACCAUAUCAGUGCAUGGUUUAUGAAUAUUACAGCUGCACAGGCCUUUGGAUUGAGUUUGAAUUUAUUAUCCAGCUUAUUUAUCACUAUACUUGUCUUCUCUAUUCUCACUUUUGAUGAAGAAUUGGGUUUAAUGGGAGGAACAGUGGGUUUAGCAAUAUCUCAAGCCAAUACACUCACCAAUAUGAUUCAAAUGGCUAUGAGAGUUACAGCUGAUAUUGCCAAUCAGUUGUUAUCUGUAGAAAGAGUAUUGGAAUACGAACGACUACCACCAGAGCCUCAACCGAACAACCCGAAACCUUUGCCAAAGAAUUGGCCAGAUUCCGGAAAAAUUGAAUUUCAUGAAAUGAAAUUCAAAUACUGGGAAACAGGUCCGAUUAUUAUUAAAGAUUUGACAUUGACAAUUAAUGCUGGACAAAAGGUUGGAAUCGUAGGCAGAACUGGUGCCGGUAAAUCAUCUUUGAUAGGAGCUCUUUUCCGAUUGGCCAAUGUAGAAGGUAAAAUUAUCAUUGACGGUGUAGAUACAAAAGAUGUUAACUUGAUGGAUCUUAGAUCAAAGAUUUCCAUUAUACCACAAGACCCAGUUCUAUUUUCUGGUACACUAAGAUAUAAUUUAGACCCCUUCAAUGAUUAUCCUGAUGAAAAAUUAUACAGAGCCUUGCAAGAAGUAGAACUAAAGGAUCCGAAUAAUAUUAUAAACAGAUUGGAGAACAGAGUUAUGGAUCGUGGAUCGAAUUACAGUGUUGGACAAAGACAGCUGAUCUGUUUAGCUAGAGCUAUUAUUAGAAACAAUAAAAUUCUUAUGCUGGACGAAGCGACCGCAAAUGUAGACCCACAAACCGACGCUCUCAUUCAAAAAACAAUACGAACCAAAUUUGAUAAGUGUACAGUAUUGACUGUAGCCCAUAGAUUGAAUACAAUUAUGGAUUCUGACAAAGUACUAGUAAUGGUAAAUGGAAAAGCCGCAGAGUUUGAUCAUCCACAUAUAUUACUCCAAGAUGAAAAUAGUUUAUUCAGUAAGAUGGUAAACGACACAGGAAAAUCAGAGUCUGAAAUGUUGAAAAAGGUGGCUAAAACGAGUUACGACAAUAGUUUAUCAUAGCAAAGUUGAUUUUUAUAAUUGAUAAUAUAUAGAUUAUAUGGCAAACUUAAUAAAUCUUUUUACGAAA